GUACUUUUGAGUGACAGCCUCGCCCAAUCAAGCCACCGUGCAGCCAAUCAGCUCGCCCUUAUGCAAAGGUCCUCUCUGCAGCGCAUCGUCCCUGCCCAGGCGGUGACGUCACCCCCACAUCACUCUGUCUGGGUCUGCAAGGAGUCAGACAGAAGUAAGAAAAAGCCUGAGGGGAGCCAGCCGGGGAGGGGCCUUUUGUCUGAAAGGACACCAUCACCGCUUCAGCAGAGAGCUCGGAGGAAUAAACACGCCUUUUCUUCUUCUUCUUCGCAGUCUUCCUGUGCAACAGAGUCGGGACACCAAGGAGGAUACCUUUUUUUAAGGCUCCUGUUUGCUGUUUUUUCCCCCACUGGUUUCUAGUUGUCAUUGAAGACAACCCGCCCCCACCCCUUUCUUUUUUCCUCCCGAUUCCUCUUUCUUACCCUCCUUCCUAAAGCCUUUACCCAAUAGGCCUGUAGGAACGCUGCAGAGAUGCCCAGCUCUCUCUUCGCGGACAAUAGCGUCCAGGGAGAUGCACUGGAUGAUCAGAGAGCCCUGCAGAUCGCCCUGGAUCAGCUGUCUCUACUCGACUUGGACAACGAGGAGCACCUCCUUUUCGACAGCAACCAGGAGCCCAAGAAAAAGAGCGUCAACAUGACCGAAUGCGUCCCGGUCCCCAGCUCGGAGCAUGUGGCCGAGAUUGUGGGCAGGCAGGGUGUGUGUGUGUUUUACUAUUUCUUGACAGUUUAGCCGCAUUCAUGUCACGCGGGUGGGCAGUACGGGGACGACCAUUCACCCGACACUUAAGGUAUGAACAAGUCCUUUUACCCUGUGUGGGAGGAACAGAAUGACAUACUCUCAUUUACUGUGCGUGGGCCUAUUUAUUUUACCCUAGUGUGCCUGCCUAAAGUAGGGCACGGAGCCUUUCCAGUAACUGUCCAGAUAUAAGGCUCUGUAGGUUGGGACUUAUGGGAGAGAGAGAAGCCCAACAAGAAUUUACAUUUAGAGUCUGAGCAGGUCCACAUAAAUCCAGUCCUCCCACAGUCCUAAAUGGGUCUUUUUCUGUUGCUGGUAACAGGUGGGCGGUGGAAAACUGCAUAUUAAUCAGCCAAUUAAAACACAUAUGCAUAUAAAAUAGGUGACUUCAUCUACUGAGAAGAGAGGGGGGCACACAGUCUCCCCCACGCAGUGAGACAAUAGGUCAUGUUUUCUGGUGUGACCUGAAUUUCGAUUGACAAGGGCUCGUUUCAUAAGAAAUCAAAGGUAGAUGUGGGAGUGGAGGACAGGUAUGAGGUUUUGUGGGGCUCCCUGUGGCUGAUUUUAGGGUAGGAUUCACCAGUCCCAGUCUCUUUAGUAAGAGGGCGUCUGUUAUGGUAGCUUUAAAGACAGGUAGGUCACCAUGAGCUCAGACUUAGAUCUUAAUUAUCCCAGACGAAUGGCCGGUAAUUGUGGUGGACUAAUGGCCUGUUUCACCGGUAAGACUAGGCGCUUAUAAUUGUGUCCAGUAUAUUGUGCAACAACCUGCAACCACGCUCCAGAUCUGAACUCCCCUCAGGCAGCUGGUUGCUGCUGCACAGACCUUGCUGCAACCAGCUGAAGGGCUGCAGGGAGGCUCUGGUGCCUAAUAACACAUGCAGAUUCAUUUUCCCUCUCUGCAACACUGCUGCUGAUCCUCCACAAAGAAACAGGUGUCACCUUUAAGUGCAUCUGUGAAGGAAAUCUCCUGAUAUCAGAUGCUGAACUUCAACCACUGGUCCCUUUUUUCUGCUCAGAGCAAGCAGCUGAAUAACACGGAUCGACCUGGACUAUAUUAUAGCAGCAAACUUCAGAGAAGGGCCUAUAAUCACUGAACUCACACCUGCUGGACUAAGAUGCAGAGAUCAGGUGUCCUCAGGCCUUUCUUUAUCAAAAACACAGUUAUGUUUGUGCUGAUUGUUAAAAUUCUCUGAGCACUUAUAUCACAGUGUGCAGUCACUAUAGUAAGAAGAAGAAGAACUUUAUUGAUCCCCGAAGGGAAAUUCAGUUGUCUUUAACCCUCCUCCUGUGUUGGGGUCUGCAGCGACACGUUUUUGACUUUAAAUGCUUAAAAGAACCACUUAAAUUUGCUUUUUUGCAUCAAGACUUCAUGACUUUGUCAAUAAAAAUCAAAAAAAUAAAUUGACUUAAUUAUAAAAUGGUCUUAUUAAAAUUAUGGCACUUGUCAUUUUAGGGUUGCUGUUGACCCGGUUAGAUCAAUAUCUAAUAAUUAGAGCAAAAGCUAAAAUUAUAUGUGCUCUGUCAGAUACCACACUUACAGUCAGAUCCUCUUUCAAUCAUGUGAGAUUUAGGAAAUUCUCAUUUUGCCAUGUUUUUCCCUGCACUAAAAACAACGUCGGGCAUGUCCAGACAUGUAAGAUCAAUUCAGCAUAGAUGUCUGUGUGAGGGGAAUACUGACAAAGAAAGGCCUAGAGGACCACAAUGAAAACUAUUACAAGCAAUAUUUUCAUGGAUAAUGAAGCCUAACAAAGUAACCUAGAGAUGAGAACCAAAUUGGAUAAUAGAGAAUUGUUUUUAGUGUAAUUUACAGCUGAUUUAAGACACGGGUCAAAACCAACCCUUAACAUAGUGGGUGCAUAGUAAAAGCUAACAGAAGAGGAAGGUUAGUCUUAUUUGUCAUGUCUCUAAAAGUCAUCUACUAUUUACAGAAGAGUUAUAAAGUCUGUUGGUACAAAAGAUCUUCUGAAUCUUUCUGUCCUGCAGUGUAGAGAGAGGAGCCGUCCACCACCAUUUGCCCUUUGGUCCAUUAAGGUGUUGUGAAGUGGGUGAUCCAUGUUCUUUAGAAUAGACUCCACCUUCCUCAGUGUAGAUCUCUCCACCACAUCCUCCACUGAGUCCAGCUUGAAUCCAACCACAGAGCCAGCCUUUUUCACCAGUUUGUUAAGACGUCUUGCAUCUUUGUAAGAUGUCUUAAGUCAGGGUUCUUUGAGGGGGCAUACAGAACCAAGACUCCAACAGCAGUUGAUGGACUCUGGGUUCUAGUUCAUUGACAAAAUCAUCACAGAUUCAAACAUUUAUUUGGUGUUGUUCUAAGUUUUCCUUCCUGCGUCAUUGCGUCUAGGUUUUACAAAAUGGAGAUUUACACAGAGAGAGAGUAACUAGCAUUAUUACAGUAGAUCUGAAGAAAUAGUUCAACCUCCUCUCACCUUUGACCUUUUGCUUCUCUGUCGCAGGUUGCAAGAUCAAAGCGCUCCGGGGAAAGACCAACACCUAUAUCAAGACCCCAGUUCGAGGAGAGGAACCAGUGUUUGUGGUGACAGGCAGGAGGGAGGAUGUGGCGAUGGCCAGGAGGGAGAUCAUCUCUGCUGCUGAGCACUUCUCCAUGAUCAGAGCCUCCAGGAACAAAAACACCACCUUGAACAGAAGCGGAACUCCAAACCCUGGACCACCAAACCUUCCUGGACAGACCACCAUCCAGGUUCGGGUGCCCUACCGUGUGGUGGGACUGGUCGUUGGCCCAAAGGGUGCCACAAUCAAGCGCAUCCAGCAGCAGACCCACACUUACAUUGUGACACCCUGUCGAGACAAAGAGCCAGUGUUCGAGGUGACGGGGAUGCCGGAGAAUGUUGACAGAGCAAGAGAAGAAAUUGAGGCCCACAUUGCCACGAGGACAGGCGGCCUGAUUGAGCUACAAGAAGACAAUGACUUCCAUGCAAAUGGGACAGAUGUUGGAACUGAUCUGCUUGGUCAUGUCAACAUGUGGUCCAAGCUCAACACUGGAAUGACCUCCACCUCUGUACAUAAACCCUUCUCCAACUACCGCAAUGACUCCUCCUCCUCCCUGGGCAGUGCCUCCUCUGACUCCUACUUUGGUAACAACAGUGGGUUCAUGGCCGACUGCAGCCCCCCCAGCCCUUCACCGAGUUACACCACCUCGAACAACAACAGCAACAACAACAACAACAAUAACAACAACAGCGGUAAUGACAACACCAACAGCAAUGUGCUGGUUUACAGAAGUGAAGCCAUUUCACCUGCCAGCACGGACCACACUUUUGACUCCUCACAAGGACUGGACUCCACACCACCCCCAGUGGGCCUCCUGUGGUCCCAGUAUGAUAGUCUCAUGACCCCUUGCCCCACUGGAGGCAGCUCUCCCUCCUCCACCUCGGACAUGUUCCCCUCUAACGUGACCAUGAAUGCCAAUGGGAUGACGGUCAAUCAGAAAAGGGUCAAUGGUUGUACCCCUCAGCUCAGACUUUCCCCGCCCCUCCACAGCCACACUGGAGGCCCCAUCGAGCACCCACUAGCCCGCAGGGUGUACAGUGACCCAGGAGGAGGCCCCCUCACUUUCAACAGUUACCCCAGCACCAUUGCCUCCCUGCCAGGCUCUUACCUCCACAGGGUUGCAUGCAACUCCUCUUCUUCCUCCUCCUCCUCCUCCUCUUCCUCCUCCUCCGCCUCAUCCAGCACCAGCCGGAAAGGCAGCCGUGAUUGUUCAGUGUGCUUUGAGAGCGAGGUCAUCGCAGCCCUGGUUCCCUGUGGGCACAACCUCUUCUGUAUGGAAUGUGCCAAUCGCAUCUGCGAGAGGAUUGAGCCCGAGUGCCCGGUCUGCCACACUGGUGUCACUCAGGCGAUACGUAUAUUUUCAUGAGAACUGCAACUCUUGUUGCACCAGAUCAUUGAUACCCAAAUUUUUGCACUUUUAAAAGGCUGAACUAAGCUUCAAUUUGGCAUGUACAUACAAACGAAAGAGGAUGCAGUGUCAGGAAGAGGGAGCAGGGCGCCGUCUUUGGGUACGCUGCAGCCUGGGAAAUAUUUCUAUCAUGUGCAUGUUCAUAUAGCGUAUUAACCAAGAGUUCUAGUAAACUGUACCCUUUAUUUAUGAACCGAACCUAGCAGUGUCAAGGUGAAUGUACCAGGGUCAAACUGUAGACUGUUAGUAGGCUGAGCCAUCAUGUGUUAACGGUUGAAUGUAGAGUGGGAAGACCACGGCUGGGAAACUUUUACGGCUCCAGUAAGCAGACGAACAAAGAUUCUGCUGCUCGGGGUUAAAAAUCACAGGAGAAGGAACAACAACAACAUAUCCGAUGUUUAAAUGUGAAUAACUAAUUUCUGCAAGUUGAUAUUGAUACAGAUAAGAAUAUUUUGUUCUUUUUUUCCACUUCAAAGAUUAUAUUUCCUAUGGCGAAGAUGUUUACAGAUCUCAUGAUUUUAGUUCAGUGAACUUUUUAUAGCCAGAUUGAGUCUUUCUUUUAUUUUGUGGCCUUAUGGCAGUGUUUACCACAUACCACAAAUUGUGCAUUGCAUUUGACACUAUUUCAUAGGGAUGGAGUCGUAAAGGUUUGGCAAACAUUUCCACAGAGCUUAUUUUUACUUCGCAGUAAAAUAUUGUGAAGUUGUCGGAUGGUGAAAAAUGAAAUGUACUGAACUUAGUAAGUUGAACUCAAAGAAACGCUGUCUAUGCUGUCUUAAAUUUGUACAAACUAGAGUCCAGUGGGGUUAAGGCUUCUGUUGUACCACUGUAGUUUUAAGUAUUUCUAUUUUAAUACAUUUGUUUACCACUUGUUUAUGUAUAUGCUGGGGCAUUUCCUUGAGCAUAAAUGAAAUUUAUUAGGCAAAUUUUAAGAGAAGAUACUUUAUUUUAUGAUGAAGGGCCAUUCACCUCAUGGUCAGAUAUUAUAGUUAUAUUUGCUGAAACCAGAUUUGAAAUGUAUGUAUUAAGAGAUUUAUUUUUCUGGCAUUUUGAAUUAGAAAUGAGAAAAUGUAAACUUUACUUAACGGUGCUAUUUUACAUUUUUUUAAGUAUUUAAUUACAAGUCCAAUAAAAAGGUAUGUUCAGGAGAGUCUGUUUGUGAUGGAGUUUGUGACCUUUUGUCUUCUGCUCUACAUCUGAUCAGAGACAUGAGCUGGAGGAGUCUGUUAAAAAGACUUCAUAUUUGUGUGUAAUAGUUGUUUUUAUAUAUACACAUGUAUACAUGAUAACAUAUGUAUGUGUGAAGUAGGCUUAUUCAGUUUGAAUUUUCCCCAAGCAGAUGUGUUUCCCAGAUUACACAAGUACAAUAAAACUUCAACCAUGAUGUUAGAGACCAUGAUCCUAUUAGAGAGGAGGAAACUCACACCUGCACUUCCCCGCAAUGUAAAAUACCAAAAGAACAGUUUUCAGGAGGAUGCUAGGAUUUGGUUUGUCCGAAUGAAGGUCUUGAUCCCUAGUGACUUACAAAGAGCUAAAAAAUAAUAAUUUUCAUCAAAGGUGUCAAAUGCAGGAUAAUGAGUAGUCAGAGGCCAAGCUAUGGUCAUGAGGUCUACACAAGACCAUGGACAGAAGCUCAUGAUUAUUUUCAGAGUGGGUUUGAAUUCCUGUCACCUUCCUAAUGACUAUGAAGGAAGAGGGUAAUGAUUCAGCACCUGAGAAAAGCCAACAGUGAAGGAAAGGCACUGCUGUGAAAAUCAUACAUGGAUUGGCCAGCAGAGGGCAAUAUGGCAUCCCCUGUCUUAUCACAUUUGACACUUAUUUUCAAAAUGAAAACACAUCUGAGGACCUGAGCUUUUAAAAAAACAUGUAGCUCUCAGUCACAUCUGCUUUUCCUCCUC
Messenger RNA from Xyrichtys novacula (pearly razorfish), 6549 nucleotides. The record is from the annotation of a GenBank genome assembly. Lineage: Eukaryota; Metazoa; Chordata; Actinopteri; Labriformes; Labridae.